AUGCUUCUCGUCUACCAGAUCGGGAGCGUCAAGAUCGGAGAGGUCGUCCGCUACACCGUCACCUACACCCCCUCCCAGGACCGAAUUCUGCCCUCGCCCGAGCGCCUCUACCUGCGUGUUCGCAACACCUCGGCCAUCGCCUUGCGCGCCGCCUUCGUUCACGGGCCCUAUACCCUGGCCGCCGCCGCCUACCCUUCCAACUUCAACCCCAACGUCAAGUUUGCGAACCCCCGCCGCUAUGGCGUCCCCGAAUUCGAACCCAUGCUCAAGGCCGGCGGCUCGUGGGAGUGCGAGCUGGUCGUGCCGGAGCACAUACGCCAAAGCGCGGGCACCGGAGGCGGCGGCCAUUUUGGCGGUGCCGCUCCCGGAGCCCAGGAGGCCGAGAGCGCCUCGUGGAUCGUCGAGGUGUCGUCGCAGGUCAUUUUCUCAACCUCCGCCGCCGUCGGGUACGAGGUGACGCUCGCUAGGGACGCAAAGUCGCUGAACCUGAGCUCCUCCUUGCCCGUCAUUGGCGGCCAGGCUCAGGUGCCGCAGCCCGGCAAGGUGGCCGACCAUCAGCAGAGCAUGGGCGCCAAGGACGGCCACCAUCCGGCCCAGCCGAAGGGCGUUUUCUCCAAAGCCAUCCGCCUCAAGGUUGAGGACACAGCCUCCCUGUGGAACACUCCGAGGCUUCCGGGUUGGGACGACCUCAACGUAGACCGGCUCAAGAGUCGCUCCAAGAAGGACCAGUCUGUGGAGAGCGUCAACACCCAAGAACGGCCGCUGGAGGAGGAGUUCGAGGAGAAGCAGAAGAAGGUGCACUUAGUCGUUUUGACCCAUGGCCUGCAUAGCAACUUGGGGGCGGACAUGCUGUAUUUAAAAGAGAGCAUCGAUCAGACAGUCGCGCAGGCUAAGAUUGAUGCCAAGGCCAGGCGCGCCAAGGAGCGCGCCGAGAAGGAGGCCAGAGAAAACGGGGACGCCCCAAAAGGCGCCACACACGAGACCGGAGACAAGGCCCAAGACAAGGCCCAAGACGAUAGCCCUGCAGAAGAUGAUGGGGACGAUGAAGAGGUCAUUGUGCGUGGCUUCUCGGGUAAUGCGACAAGGACAGAAAGGGGUAUCAAAUACCUGGGUAAGAGACUGGCUAGGUACAUUCUCUCCAUGUCGUAUCCCGACCAGCCGUUUCUGCCCUCAAAGAAGGGCCACACAGAGUCGGCAGUCGCUGCCGUCCUGCACAAAUCUGAACCAGACAACAACAGCAAGCCAUCCCAUAGACGCAGCACGAUACACAAAGAAGAAGCCAACGAGAAACGCCCUUUCAGAAUUACCAGCAUCAGCUUCAUCGGCCACUCACUGGGCGGCCUGAUACAGACAUACGCCGUCGCAUAUAUCCAGAAGCACUCACCCGAGUUCUUCACCCUAAUUAAGCCAAUCAACUUCGUCGCUCUGGCCACGCCCUUCCUCGGCCUUAGCAAUGAAAACCCCCUGUACGUCAAGUUCGCCCUGGACUUUGGCCUAGUCGGCAGGACGGGUCAGGAUCUUGGUCUCACGUGGCGGGCGCCCACCAUCGCGAGGAGCGGCUGGGGCGCCAUCGUCAGCAACCUCGGCGAGAGCGCACACAAGAGGGUCAUGGGCGAGGUCCAACCCGAGUCCAAGCCUUUGCUGCGGAUUCUGCCGACUGGUCCGGCCCAUACGGCGCUGAAGAAGUUCCGCAAUCGCACCGUCUACUCGAAUGUUGUCAAUGACGGUAUUGUCCCGCUGAGGACCAGCUGUCUCCUGUUCCUCGACUGGCAGGGCCUGGGCCGCGUGGAAAAGGCACGGCGAGACGCCGGUCUGGUUGAGACGCUGGUGGGCGCUGGCUGGGCCGAACUGACGGGCGGAAGCCUGGCACCAACACCACGGAGAUCCAGCGCUCUGCCUCCGGACGACGAGCAGCCCGUGGACGAUCACUCCGGCAACAUCACGCCGACGGCUCCGGCUAACGCCGUCGAGGUGCCGCAGCCGCCGCGGAAUGCGAUGAUGGAGGACGAUCAGGCCAGUCUUCGGUCGGUGCCCACGCCUUACAACGAAGCAGGGCCCGAUGGCGUCAAGGACAAUUCCAACAGCGGGCCGUUUGCCGGUUUCUUCUCCCUCUUCAAGGGCAACGAGCAGGCGCAGCCCAAGACGCAGCCCAAGACGCCCAGCAUGUCCAACAAGCAGCACAAGAUUUACAAGCGGAGUCAGACGAUCAAUUUCGAUGAUAUCCCACAGACCUCCGGGUCCAAGGUGACUGCAGGCCAUGAGCUGGAGCGAGACCAGCACAUUGCGCCGCCGAGGACGAGCUUCUUCGAGUCCGCACACGACCUGAUCAACCCCAAGAUCCCCACCACCGAGUACCUCAUCGACCCCUCUAAGCGCCCAAGGGCCAUCUUUCACGACCGCGUCUACCACCCAUCGGACAUCCCGCCGCCGCCCCUCAAGAAGAAGCCCACAGGCUCACUGGCGUCUCGCAGAGGUACCUUUAGGCGGGCUGCGUCAACGGGCUCGGGCGGGUCGAGGACUAGUACCGAUUCGUCUCCCCACGCGUCGCAACGUUUCUCGCACGAAGGCACCAUGGACUCGACGCGCGACUACGACGACACGGCCCACACGAAUCCCGACAAGGGUCCAGACGAGGAAAUCGAUGGUUCGCAGAUGCGGGUCGAGGAGAAGAUUGCUCGCGCCUACCACCGCGGCCUGGCGUGGCGGAAGGUGCUCGUCAAGCUAGAACCCGACGCUCACAACAAUAUCAUCGUGCGUCGCAUGUUUGCCAACGCCUACGGUUGGCCCGUCGUGAAGCAUCUCGUCGACGCCCACUUCAGCGAUUCCGCUACCGCCCGGACUCGUGACGAAGACGAGUCGGCUGGCGAGCUAGCGCUCGACAUAGGCCAGGCACCGAACAAGUAUGGGGACGAGGUCAGGGACAGUGGCGUAGCAUCCAACGACGGCGCAAGCGAUAGGCGGUCCGCUGGUCUGUUGUCUCCCAAUUCCCAACGCGAAGCGGAAGACGUGGUGCCGGACAUGCAGGCACCGCCCAAACGCCGCUCGUCGUCACGCAGCUCUUCGACCAGUCCGCCCCGGGUGGUCACCAGAUCGCCUAGGCCGCGGACGGAACGGGUUGAUUCUGUGACAUGGAGUGACCGGGACUGGGCGGACAGCGACGACAGCGACACGACGGCCACGACAGCCAGUGCCAGGAGUCCCAAGGACACCGAGUUCAAAGACAAGGACGGUAACCGGUCGACGACGCCGCUCGGGGGCUGGAACUGGACAGAGAAGAUUGUGGGCAGGGGAGGGGCAACCCGCAAGACAUCGCCCAAGCCGGACGUCAAGAGCGGCGACGAAGUCGGCGGCGGCGUGGAUUAA
Molecule: messenger RNA, 3363 nt
Organism: Colletotrichum higginsianum IMI 349063
Lineage: Eukaryota; Fungi; Ascomycota; Sordariomycetes; Glomerellales; Glomerellaceae
Product: Serine esterase family protein
Exons: 1
Coding region: 1-3363 (1120 amino acids)
Molecular function (GO): monoacylglycerol lipase activity
Source: RefSeq, a predicted model, not a curated record